ACUCUUGCCAACCCUUAGAGAAUAUCAUUUUAACGUAUUGGCUUUUUCAAGUUUCGAUUUUUAAAGCUAGUCCCAAGGCCGAAAGGCUAACGGUUCGUGGGGAUCAGACAUGAAUGUAAUUGUACCCAGCAGCAGAUGUUUAACUCCUUCGCGGUCAUUUUUUCGGGAACAAUACCCCCUGAAGAGCGAGAAGCAGGAAUGGUCUGUUCUCCAACUUGAGUGUUUUACCAAGUUAUCUUUAGCCGGGUCAUCAGUAGUGUAGUUUUUUUAUUUUAUCCAUGAAAGUAUUUUGAAGACUGUUGCAGCCCUGCUACCACAGAGUUCAUGGCAAUUCAUAGUUCGAAUUAGUGAACGUUCGUGAUAAUUUACUUUGGUGCAAUGUCGAAUGUUGCUAUUGAACGAAUAAAUGAUUACUCCUCACUUAACCAAUGAACACCUUUGUGUUUAUUGUUUCUACUCAGUCAUAGGAUGGAUAUGUAAUUAGGAUUCGAGGGAAUUGGAAAGUUAGAAACACUUCUGAGAAAGUAGAGUUGAACAGAGAACAGUUGCGCCUGAUAGAGAUCGCGUGUUUUUUGUAAGGUUGCGAUAAGCGAUCAUCAAAUAAGUUAGUUGUCAACGUUUGUGGAUGUUUCUCGCUGAAGAGAGGUCACGUAAAAUUGCUUAGAGACAGAGGAAUAGGAAGUCUCGGAAAAACCUCCGGGAAUGUGUUUAGGUCUUUUGAUCCAAUGAAUUGCGGGAUUUGUAAACCGCGGAAACGGCAAUCAUGAAAUAUGCUAAAUUGUAUUUAAAAAUUCAUAUAUACUGAAACAGCUCUAAACGGCAAACAAAGGACACUUCUAUGACGUGUUGUUCACAGCGCUGCCGUGUAAACAAUUAUACUCGAGAUGGGUUUGAUCAGGAUUUUGCUAUCGGUUUUUUCUCUGGUAUUUAGGACGUUAGAGUCUGUUGGUUUUCUGUGGGAUUUCAGUGUUCGAUUAUCGGAGUUUAUUUAUGGGAAACAACGAGGUGCUAUUGUUAGCGGACCUUCCAAUCCGAUUUUGAAAUUACCAGCCAAAGAUAUUGUGCAGUAUAUAAAACAACGAAGGAUGACUUGUGUGGAAGUGACUCAAGCUUUUAUCGACAGGAUUCACGAAGUUAAUCCCUUGAUAAAUGCUGUUGUAGCGGAUCGAUUCCACGAAGCCUUGGAAGAGGCAAGAGGUAUUGACAAGGUUCUCGAUUCAAGCGAAUUGAACGACGAAAAAUCUGUUUUAAUGACUAAACCUUUGCUUGGAGUUCCUGUGACGGUGAAAGAAUCACUUGCAUGUAAAGGAUUCCCUCAUUCAGCCGGACUUGUGGAUCGUAAGAACACGAUUGCUACUAAAAACGCGAAUGUUGUUGAAAAUCUCUUGCGAGCCGGUGCGAUUCCGAUCGCUGUCACUAACUGUAGCGAGUUGUGUAUGUGGUGGGAGACAGCUAACAACGUGUACGGAAGAACAAAUAAUCCUUACGACACAUCGAAAAUAGCCGGAGGUAGCUCUGGCGGGGAAGGGGCAAUUAUUUCCGCGGCUGGUUCAGUGUGCGGUGUUGGUUCUGAUGUCGGUGGAAGUGUGCGCAUGCCCGCAUUCUUCAACGGAAUAUUUGGUCAUAAGCCAAGUCCUUCCAUAGUCCCAAAUCAAGGACAUUUCCCUAAAGGCACUAGCGAGGCCUUCGACGAGUAUCUAGUUAUGGGACCACUGUGUAGGUACGCCGACGAUCUCAUCUUAAUGCUGAAGGCUAUGGCAGGUCCUCGACUCCAUGAACUUCGAUUGGACGAAGAAAUAGAUCUCUCAUCUCUCAAAGUUUACACUUUGGACAUAGAGGGCCCUUUCCUGACUUCACCUGUGGAACCCGACAUUCUGAUGGCCCUACGACAAGUCUGCUCUUUCUUACAGGAGCGCUAUGAUGCAACAGUUCAAGAUACUCACAUGAGCUUGUUUCAGUAUUCUCCUCUCAUCUGGUCUGCUACAGUUCAUGCAGCUGAGAAUAACAGAUUCGCAUCACAGAAUUUAAGCAAUGAGUCUGAGGCACUAGCAAUAAACCCGUUCACCGAAAUUUUCAAGUAUGUCCUGGGUUAUUCAAAAUAUCAUUACGUCACCCUGACGAUCGCGGGGAUUGAACAAGUUCGAGCGCCUUUGCCCAACUGCCUGCCGGAUGUGGCAUCAAACUUUGUGAAAAUGGGAGUCGAAUUAAGAGAAGAAAUUCAAACCCUUCUCGGGGAAGACGCCAUUUUGCUUUAUCCCUCUCACCCGAGUACGGCGCUUUCACAUCAUCGCCCAUCCCUUGCCCCGUUUAAUUUCAGUUACACUUCUAUUUUCAACGUGCUUCAUCUUCCAGUCACGCAAUGCCCUCUUGGACUUGACAGAAAUGGACUGCCGCUGGGCAUACAGAUCGUGGCUGGAAGAAAUAAUGACAGGCUGUCAAUCGCUGUUGCGAAGCAACUGGAACGUCACUUUGGAGGGUGGGAUUCCUGUUACCCUGGUAAAAAUUCUCAGAAGAAGCAGAUAUGAAUAAUAAAGUCAGGGGUUAAUUACAGUGGAUGCUGCGGAAAGGGUUGCUAAGACAUUUAUAACCCUAAAGACACUUUUCAAACCCAAAUUGUCGAUUUUGAAAGCAAAUUUGUGAAUAUGCCCUUUUUAAAUUUAUGUGGUCAGGAUAGGUAAUUUUUCGGUGUUUUAAUGAUAUUUACUUGGGCUAUAUUGAGUGGUUCGAGUAGCGGACUACAUUUUCGAUAGUGAUAUUUCGCAACUGGGCGAAUUUCUUAAAAGUUCCUCCUCACCUGAAUGUUUUUUUUGUCGCCAAUUUCUAAUGUCUUGUGGGGUGGAUUAUGGGGCUUUUAGUCUACUUUAAUUCUGGUUAAAUAGAAGAGCAAAGCUUGUUUCACUUUCAAUUCUUUUUAAUAGAGCAUUGGAUUUAACACUGAAGUAACUUUCAGGACAUUACAGAUGUAUUAAAUAUUGGAUGUCUUACAAAA
Molecule: messenger RNA, 2989 nt
Organism: Pocillopora damicornis (cauliflower coral)
Lineage: Eukaryota; Metazoa; Cnidaria; Anthozoa; Scleractinia; Pocilloporidae
Product: fatty-acid amide hydrolase 2-A
Cellular component (GO): endomembrane system
Source: RefSeq, a predicted model, not a curated record